AUGUCAUUGCUACUACACCAGUUUCUAAUUGUUUUCUUUCUGUCACCCAACACAGAUGCACAACAAAGUGCCACCGUGCCCAUUCCUGUGCCUGGCUCUGGUUCUGACCUGCUCCCCCACUUCCUGCUAGAACCUGACGAUGUUUAUAUUGUCAAAAACAAACCUGUGACUUUGACCUGCAAGGCCGUGCCGGCCACCCAAAUUUACUUCAAAUGCAACGGUGAAUGGGUGCACCAGGGUGACCACAUCAUACAGCGCAGCAAGGAUAAGAGCACCGGCCUACCCCUCAUGGAGGUACGGAUAGAUAUCUCAAGGCAGCAAGUGGAGAAGAUCUUUGGCUUGGAAGAGUACUGGUGCCAGUGUGUGGCCUGGAGUUCCUCCGGCACCACCAAAAGCCAGAAGGCCUUUGUGCGCAUUGCGUACUUGAGGAAGAAUUUUGAGCAGGAGCCAGUGGCCAAAGACGUCUCCCUUGAGCAGGGAAUUGUGCUGCCUUGCCGCCCUCCAGAGGGGAUUCCACCUGCUGAAGUGGAGUGGCUGCGCAAUGAAGAACUUGUGGACCCAACACUGGACCCCAAUUACUACAUAACGCUGGAACAUAGCCUGGUGGUGAAACAAGCUCGCUUAGCCGACACAGGCAACUAUACCUGCGUGGCCAAGAACAUAGUGGCUCGCCGUCGCAGCUCACCUGCCGCCAUCACUGUCUAUGUGAAUGGAGGCUGGUCGACGUGGACGGACUGGUCAGCCUGCAGCACCAGCUGUGGACGGGGCUGGCAGAAGCGGAGCCGGAGCUGCACCAACCCAGCGCCACUCAACGGGGGGGCCUUCUGUGAGGGCCAGAAUGUGCAGAAAAGUUCCUGCGCCACCCUGUGCCCAGUGCCUGGUGGUUGGUCAGCCUGGAGCUUGUGGUCAGUAUGUGGUGCUGACUGCACACAUUGGCGCAGCCGUGAAUGCUCUGAUCCAGUGCCUCGUAAUGGUGGGGAUGAGUGCCAGGGGCCUGAACUGGAGACCCGCAACUGCACCAGUGAAUUGUGCACACAUGAAACUGGUGGCUCUGAGGAUGUGGCUCUGUAUGUUGGCUUGAUUGCUGUAGCCGUGUGCUUGGUAUUGCUGCUUCUGGUGGUAACCCUUGUCUACUGCCGGAAGAAGGAAGGGCUGGAUUCAGAUGUAGCUGACUCUUCUAUUCUCACUGCUGGCUUCCAACCAGUUGGCAUCAAGCCCACCAAAGCAGAUAAUUCCCACCUAUUGACCAUCCAGCCUGAUCUGAGCACCACUACCAUGACCUACCAAGGCUCACUGUGUUCACGCCAGGAUGGGCCUGGCAAGUUCCAGAUUGGCAACGGGCACCUGCUUAGCCCCCUGGGCAGUGGACGCCACACUCUUCACCACAGCUCUCCCAGUGCUGAUCCGGUAGACUUUGUCUCUCGAUUCUCGACCCAGAGUUUCUUCCGCUCCUUGCCCAGGGGUGGUGCCAACAUGGCGUAUGGAACAUUCAACUUCUUGGGUGGACGUUUAAUGAUACCCAACACAGGUGUCAGCUUGCUCAUCCCACCUGAUGCCAUCCCACGGGGGAAAAUCUAUGAAAUCUACCUAACGCUGCACAAGCAAGAGGAUGUGAGGCUUCCGCUGGCAGGCUGCCAGACUUUACUGAGCCCCAUUGUUAGUUGUGGCCCUCCGGGGGUGCUGCUCACCAGACCUGUUAUCCUAGCCAUAGAUCACUGUGUGGAGCCAAACCCUGAAACCUGGAACCUGCGCCUCAAGAAGCAGUCCUGUGAGGGCACAUGGGAGGAUGUACUGCAGUUGGGAGACCCAGGAUCUUCUGAACUGUUCCAUUGCCAGUUGGAACCCCAAGCGUGCUAUGUCUUCACGGAGCAAUUGGGCCGCUUUGCGUUGGUGGGAGAAUCACUCAGCAUGGCUGCCUCAAAGCGCCUGAAACUGGUUCUCUUUGCACCCACAACUUGUACUGGGCUGGAAUAUGAUGUCCGUGUAUAUUGCCUCAGUGACACCCGUGAUGCACUUAAGGAAGUGGUACAAAUAGAGAAGCAAAUGGGUGGACAGCUGAUCGGUGCACCCCGAAUCUUGCACUUCAAGGACAGUUAUCACAAUCUGCGUCUCUCCAUCCAUGACGUGCCCAGUUCACUGUGGAAGAGCAAGCUCCUAGUCAGCUACCAGGAAAUUCCCUUCUACCAUCUUUGGAGUGGGCUGCAGCCCUAUCUACACUGUACCUUCACGCUGGAGCGACUCAGCACCAACACAUGCCAAUUGGCAUGCAAAAUUUGGAUCUGGCAGGUGGAGGGUGAUGGGCAAAGCUUCAAUAUUGACUUCAACAUUGCCAAGGAUGCACGGUUUUCAGACUGGCUACCCCCAGACAAUGAGGCUGGCUCUCCUGCCCUGGUGGGCCCCAGUGCCUUCAAGAUUCCUUUUCUUAUCCGCCAGAAAAUCAUAAGUAGUCUGGAUGCCCCAGUGGCUCGUGGGGCUGACUGGAGAGCAUUAGCCCAGAAGCUGCACCUUGACAGCCAUCUCAGCUACUUUGCUUCAAAACCAAGCCCAACAGCCAUGAUCUUGAACUUAUGGGAGGCACGUCACUUCCCCAAUGGAAACCUCAACCAGCUGGCUGCUGCUGUGGCUGAAGUGGGCAAGCAGGACAGCUCCCUUUUCAUGGUUUCAGAAGCUGAGUGCUAAAGCCCUAGGCAGGGACAACACAGGCCUCAGUCUGGAGAUGAUGAGGGGGCACCUCCAUUUCAAGGGUCACAGCAUCUGUACUUGUCCUGCUUUGAAUAUGCCUGUGUGCCCUAUCUGAUCCUUGUGCCAAAUUCAGCCAGAAGGCAAACACACUGGGCUCAGUCUCCAGAAGCCAUGGAAAAGGCUACCAAAUCCCUACUCUGCUGCUACCAAAGCAGUUCUGGAACUGGUUGGGGUAGGUCUGUUUUUCUACCAAGUAGGCUGGCAAGCAAGUCUGAUAUGCUGACAUCUGGCUUGGAUAAUUAUUCUAGAGCUUUCUUCUACUCUAGCAUGGGAAGCAAAA
Thamnophis elegans (Western terrestrial garter snake) is the source of this 3022-nucleotide messenger RNA. It is a transcript of the gene UNC5A, whose product is annotated as unc-5 netrin receptor A. Gene Ontology annotation, cellular component: membrane. The coding region runs from base 1 to 2679 and encodes 892 amino acids. Lineage: Eukaryota; Metazoa; Chordata; Lepidosauria; Squamata; Natricidae. Gene Ontology annotation, biological process: anterior/posterior axon guidance; netrin-activated signaling pathway. Gene Ontology annotation, molecular function: netrin receptor activity; protein binding. The transcript is spliced from 15 exons. The record is from RefSeq and is a predicted model, not a curated record.